Messenger RNA from Dovyalis caffra, 840 nucleotides. Lineage: Eukaryota; Viridiplantae; Streptophyta; Magnoliopsida; Malpighiales; Salicaceae. The record is from the annotation of a GenBank genome assembly.
AUGAUAGUCAAUAUGGGUCCCCAUCACCCAUCAAUGCAUGGUGUUCUUCGACUCAUCCUUAGUCUAGACGGUGAAGAUGUUAUUGACUGUGAACCAAUAUUAGGUUAUUUACACAGAGGGAUGGAAAAAAUUGCGGAAAACCGAACAAUUAUACAAUAUUUGCCUUAUGUAACACGUUGGGAUUAUUUAGCUACUAUGUUUACAGAAGCAAUAACAAUAAAUGGACCGGAACAGUUGGGAAAUAUUCAAGUACCUAAAAGAGCUAGCUAUAUCAGAGUAAUUAUGUUGGAGUUGAGUCGUAUAGCUUCUCAUCUGUUAUGGCUUGGCCCUUUUAUGGCAGAUAUUGGUGGGCAGACUCCUUUCUUCUAUAUUUUUAGAGAAAGAGAGUUAAUAUAUGAUUUAUUCGAAGCUGCCACUGGUAUGAGAAUGAUGCAUAAUUAUUUUCGUAUCGGAGGAGUAGCAGCUGAUCUACCUCAUGGCUGGCUAGAUAAAUGUUUGGAUUUCUGCGAUUAUUUUUUAACAGGAGUUGCUGAAUAUCAAAAACUUAUUACGCGAAAUCCUAUUUUUUUAGAACGAGUUGAAGGAAUAGGUAUUGUUAGUGCAGAGGAAGCAAUAAAUUGGGGUUUAUCAGGACCAAUGCUACGAGCUUCCGGAGUACAAUGGGAUCUUCGUAAAGUUGAUCAUUAUGAGUGUUAUGACGAAUUUGAUUGGGGAGUUCAGUGGCAAAAAGAAGGGGAUUCAUUAGCUCGUUAUUUAGUCCGAAUUGGUGAAAUGACGGAAUCCAUAAAAAUUAUUCAACAGGCUUUAGAAGGGAUUCCGGGGGGCCUUAUGAAAAUUUAG